Messenger RNA from Hemicordylus capensis (graceful crag lizard), 6954 nucleotides. It is a transcript of the gene ABHD2, whose product is annotated as abhydrolase domain containing 2, acylglycerol lipase. The record is from RefSeq and is a predicted model, not a curated record. NCBI's taxonomy places the organism in Eukaryota, Metazoa, Chordata, Lepidosauria, Squamata, Cordylidae. Bases 419 to 1696 code for a protein of 425 amino acids. The transcript is spliced from 12 exons. Gene Ontology annotation, biological process: steroid hormone receptor signaling pathway; medium-chain fatty acid catabolic process; medium-chain fatty acid biosynthetic process. Gene Ontology annotation, molecular function: acetylesterase activity; monoacylglycerol lipase activity. Gene Ontology annotation, cellular component: sperm plasma membrane; sperm flagellum.
GGCCGCCGCCGCCCUUAACAACCUCAAAGCCCGCCUCCCUCCUUCUGUUUGAGAGCCGGCCUUCCAAUAGCCGGCCCCGUGUGCGCCGGAGGUGGGGAGUGGCGUGCGAGGGCGCCAAUGGGAGAAGAGACAGGCGGUUGCUAAGGAGUAGGCGGGGCGGUGGGGAGCCGACGGGAGGGGGGCCGCGAGGAGAGAGUAUGAUGAUGUGUGUGGCGGCGGCGGCAUCUCGAUAGGAGUCGGUGGCAGGGCAGUGGCUGGCGGGAGUGUCCAGGCUGGGCCCAUGCAGGCUUCUCUGUUUCCUAUCGGAGUCAGUCUAAACUUUCAGGCCAUCUCUGACUUGGACAACAGAACUUAAACCCUAGAAAAUCCCCGCAUUUCCUGUAUUUAAGAAUAAGUGGCACACCGCAAAGAUUUCAAGAUGGAUGCCAUAAUGGAAACCCCUGAGCUGCCGGCAGUGUUUGACGGGGUGAAGUUGGCUGCUGUGGCUGCUGUUCUCUACAUUAUUGUUCGCUGCCUGAAUCUGAAGAGCCCGACGGCCCCUCCUGAGCUCCUCUAUCAAGACACUCCUCUGUCCCGCUUCCUACUUAAGUCAUGCCCUCUUCUGACCAAAGAAUAUAUUCCACCUCUUAUCUGGGGGAAGAGCGGACACAUCCAAACUGCCCUUUAUGGGAAGAUGGGAAGAGUAAGAUCGCCACAUCCUUAUGGACUUCGCAAGUACCUCACAAUGUCAGAUGGAGCAACUGCAACUUUUGACCUCUUUGAACCACUUUCUGAACACUGCACUGGAGAAGAUAUCACAAUGGUCAUCUGCCCUGGAAUAGCCAAUCACAGCGAGAAGCAAUACAUCCGCACCUUUGUUGACUAUGCCCAGAAGAACGGUUACCGGUGCUCUGUGCUAAACCACCUAGGAGCCCUCCCAAACAUUGAGCUGACCUCGCCACGCAUGUUCACUUACGGUUGCACUUGGGAAUAUGGAGCCAUGGUGAAUUACAUCAAGAAAACAUAUCCCCAGUCCCAGCUGGUCGUGGUGGGCUUCAGCCUGGGUGGAAACAUAGUGUGCAAAUACCUUGGGGAGAACCAGGCUAACCAGGAGGGUGUCUUGUGCUGUGUCAGCGUGUGUCAAGGCUACAGUGCCCUGAGGGCCCAGGAAACCUUCAUGCAGUGGGAUCAGUGUCGGAGAUUUUACAACUUCCUCAUGGCAGACAACAUGAAGAAAAUCAUCUUGUCUCACAGACAAGCAUUGUUUGAUGAGACCCCUAAGAAGCUCCAGUGUUUAUUGGAUUCAGACUUGAGCAGACUACAUACAGCAACAUCCCUCAUGCAGAUUGAUGACAACAUCAUGAGGAAAUUUCAUGGCUAUGGCUCCUUAAAGGAAUACUAUGAACAAGAGAGCUGCCUGCAUUUCCUGCACAGGAUCUUUGUUCCAUUGCUUCUGGUUAACGCUGCUGAUGACCCUUUGGUGCAUGAUAGUCUCUUAUCAAUCCCAAGAGCCCUUUCAGAAAAGCGGGAGAACGUCAUGUUUGUUUUGCCACUGCAUGGAGGUCACCUGGGCUUCUUUGAGGGGGCAGUCCUCGUCCCUGAGCCCCUCACCUGGAUGGAUAAGCUUGUGGUGCAGUACGCCAAUGCCAUCUGCCAGUGGGAGAGGAACAAAUCUCAGUGCUCCGAUACAGAACAAUCGUCAUCUGGCCAAGAAUAAACAGUCCCAAAGACUUUUCACCUUCUCCCUGUCUUCUGGAACAAUUUACUUCUUCCCCCUGCUUCUCCAGGCCUAAACGUGUUGAACCUGGGGAUUUGACCACAAUGUCUCAUGCCAAAGCAGAGGUACAACCGAGGGGGCCAGUGCCUGGUGUUGCGCAACCUUGAGUAUGUCUGAAUGUGCACAAGGUGCCCCUUUGCGCUUCAAGAACCAUGUUGGCGGGUUGCUGCCUGUUGCUGGCUUCCAGGUUCUGAAACCAGUGCAGCAACAGAACAUCUUCUGAAUGAAGAUAUUCCAGGUCUCUGGACCACGUCCUCGUGCUUUCACUGAUCAGAAAAACUCUUCUGGCUUUGCAGAACAUGUCUGACUGUCGGUGAUGUGAGUUGGGAGUUCCGUUCUCUUUGUGGUUGCAUUCUUCCCCAUCCCCAGCAUAGGGAGAAGUUUAUAUCAAUCCGUAGAAAAAACCAGCAGUUCACUUUUGCAAGUCCUCAACAUGGCUGCCCACCAAGUGAGGGACAAGAUGUCGGAAUUCCGACCUUCCAGAAUUCUGUCCCUUCACGAGGGGGAGAGGGAUCUUUCCCUUUCUAAUUAGUCGCCUUGUGAUACUUGCCUUUUCUAACGUAAGGAAUUUCAUUUUGACGUCUUGUGUGUGCUCUUAACCCUGGCCUUUUAAAUAUGGUCUCUGAAUCAAAGCCAGUUACUAUCAGCCUGUGAGUAGUUUGGGAUUUUUCCUUUAGAGGACUUCAUAGUGAAUCUAUAUAUAUGCUCUUAGGAACUGUGUGUGAGGGAUGGGGAAAAUACAAUGUCCAUAUGCUUUUCAUGAAAUUCAUUUUUAACCUCUUCCAUCCCUUGCCAGGAUGUCACUUCAAAAAAAUUAACCUAACUUUUAAAGCCUUGAAUGGCUGUUUCAGCUGCCAUGACUUUACUUGCCUUGGAGGAGUUGGAGACUGUCUAAAACCCUGGAUUUCUAAGAAACAAAACUGCUGUAUUGUUAAAAGCUUCUAUAGUUACUGGGGUCCAGUAGGACAACUUUAGACCUCCAAAGGGGCAUUCGGAUGCUUUUCACUGUAAAUCUUUCAGCAUAGGACAGCAACAGAAAAUUGACAAGCAUUGUUUUAGGGUGAGCAAGAUGGAGGAGAUACAGUCUCUUUGCUACCACACAGCAGAACCAGAUCGCCUCAAAUUUGAAAACAAAAACCCUUAUCAAGACAGUGGGACUCAGUGGUCAGUCUCUGUUUCAUUUCCCCUUCCUUUCCCUUCAGUACUGUUGGCUCCCCGUUCCAGCCUUGCAGUCUCUUUCACCUCUGUUCUUAUAGCAGAGUUCUCACAUCACAAAUGUCCAUAUUGGUUAAGGUUGCAUUUCAAUGUUUUCCUUUCCUUCUAGGCACUUUAAUUGUGGGGUAGGUUUGUUUUUACACAGUGGGUCUACUUUUACAUGACUCGGAAACCUUUUUUUUAAAAAACGCAAAUUCUCUGCCAUGCGUUUUUCCAGACCAGUCUCUGAAAUUCAGAGGGGUGUUCAUUGGUGGGAUUUUCUUUUUUAAUUGAGCAAUAAUAGCUUCAGUUGCAAAGGUGUAUGUUCUCAUGUCAGGAAUCAAACUCCUUCAGUUUGCCUUAGUCCAACAAACUUUGGCCUGUUCCCCAAACCAUCUGACUCCACCACUGUCUUUCUAGUGAAGAAAUUCAAGUUCUGUCCCUCAGAUAGAAGGAAGGCCUGACCAAGCCAAAGGAUAGCAAGAUGUGGCCGGCGUGCUUCUGCCUCUUAAAGCAAACCAGCAGAAGCAGGCUUCUUACGUUGUUCCUCAGUCUAUUCCAUGCCAUUCUUUGGUGUUGCACACAUAAGUAACCCCAACUCAACAUUCAGGGCACUAAACCUUUGUACAGCUGCAACAAUCAUUCCAGAAGAGGCUCUCUCUCAUGCUUGAGCAGGAGAAGAGGAAGGUAUUUAAAUGUAAGCUGCUAUAGUGUAUGAAAUGGGAGGGAAUGUGACUUUUUGGUCUUGCAGUGGGUUUAAACAUUGAAAGGCAAGCUAUAUGAAAGUGUGGCCUUUCUCUUCCGAUUAAGCCCACAUAUAAAUGUAAUCUCCUACAUAUUAAGCCUGUUCUCAUGACCAGUGGCUGGGUAGGAGAAGUGUCCAGCCAGGCUCCAAGCCUCAUCCACACUCCCAAGAAACGGUCGUGCCUAGGGGUAGGGAGAUAGGAAAGUGUGUGCCUGCUAGCCGCAAUCUGAGUAGCAUGCGCGGGGUGUGCUUUUCUUUCACCCUCAACACAGUGCCGGGUAAGCGAUGUCAGUCAGCCACGCCAUCCCUGCCCAGGUUGGGGCUACCACCUAAUCACUUUCCUGUCAUCCUGCCUCGAUUUUUGCCAACACACGCAGGUCUGGGAUCCCGACUGGUCAUGAGAACAGGCCCAUUAGUUUGCCUUCUUUGAGCCCGCAGCCUUUCUGCCAAAGUUGGCAUAACACCAGAUAGGAAGUGGAGGUCUUAAGAGGAAGGUUUCCUGGGAAGAGCAACUUUGUCUCUCCAGUACCAGUUGCUUUGGUGAGCAGUUGUUGUAUGACUUCCUUGAGCACGCAAGAAAUAAUGUCUCUUCCUGGAUCGGAGCUUCUUUUUUGUUGUUGUUGUUGCAUUCAAAGCGAGCAAGUGAACGGCAGUCUGACUGAAACGGCUGGUUCCCUUGCAAAUCCAAGCUUCCCCUCCCGCAGCAGAAGGUGGGUCUCUGGGUGUCACUUGCUGUUGGGGGGACCGCAGCUGCAGACUGGGUUUUUGUGUGUGAAUGAGAAAAGGGGCUGAGGCCCACUUUUGGAUAGCACUUCAGUGUUCAUAUUCAGGCAUUCUUGAGCUUCUCUACUCAGGGAUUACAUUGCAUUGCACCUACAGUGCAGCCUUUUCAAGGAAGAAACUGGUUUUGAAUUAGGGUGAAUGUGCACUGCUCCGUCAAACUGCCCCCCCCUUUUUUAUUCCUGGCUCCAUGAAGUGCAACCUUUUUGCACCUUUCCCAAGUGGAGCUGUUUAGGGAGAGUCCAAACGUCGUCGUCAUGGCUAGUCAGAGGUGUGUGUAUCAUGUCACAAACUUUUUUCCAGUGAAGUCAGGAUGUUAGGCGUCCUCAAACUAUAACUGCACUUGGACUGUCUUCAGUUCCACAUGGGAAGCAGGACGAAUAAGUAACUUAGUAGUAUUUGGAAACAAACCAGCAAGGAAGCUACGGGCACUUUAAAACAAAAAGCAAAAAAACAGUAAAUCAGACUUCUGUUAGCACUUUUGUUUGGGGAAACGACAUCAGUUGACAUGUUGUUUUUUGCUUUGUGCAGUCAGAAUCAUUCUCGGGAAGGGUUUAUGUCACAUCUGCCAUGUGGAGGCCACUUUCAAUCCUCCCCCCCCCCAUCCCUGGGUCUCCAUGGAAGUAUUUGUUUUCUUUUAAAAAACAAACUCCUUUCCUUUGGGGAAGCCCUGGAUAUAUCCCUGUUGUAAAAAUCGAUACAUCCUUAUCGUCCAGGGAUUAUCUCCCAGUAUAAAUGCAGAUAAAGCGAAGUGGUUUCCUUUGAAAUGCAUCCUCUCGAGGUAAGCGCCACUGAUUGCUGGCCAGGUUUGUGUACAGAACAGAGCUGCUAGGAUUUUAUCAUAGGAAAAUCUCUUUUCAUGAAGACUUGGCAAGUUCUAUUAGUAGUCAUAGCAGCAACAGUAAUAGCCAAGGUGUGGGUGGGGAGCUGUGUUGAGAGACACCUCCAGCCCUCCUUCCACAAACCUCAUAGCCAACUGCUGGGUGCUGUGCAUUGGUCUUAACGGCACACCAGGUGCAUUUAAUGCAGAUGGUCUAAACUGGGGCAGAAGGCAAGGUUUGUUUUUUUCAUUGGCCGCGGUCCUGAAAGCGCAAGGUCUCCACUGAAAUUGAGGGCAACAUGCAAUGCUGCUGGAGUUGGUCGUGUCUGUCCACUCUGCUCGCGCGCACACAAACACACACCCAUUCUAUUGCCCCAUUUACACACAUUCCCGCCUGGAAUUAUGUCCAUUAAGUCCGCUUUUUGCCUUGAGGGGCCUUUGGCGUGGUCGCAUGGCAAAGUGAGAGGGAAUAAUCUGCGUGGAAUGGGGGGAAACAAAUUCUGUUUUUAUUGAACUGUACUGUAUCUCAUUUAAGCAUCUGGUGUUCGGUUCUUUUUGCUGGUUACAUCAAAGGGCACAACCAUGAAAGGGCAGCAUUAACUAAGCCAGGGCCGAGACUGGCACCCCUCAUUUUAUAUACCUUUUGUUUUAUGUUUGCAACCAGAGGAGAGCAACCUAUUUCCUGUGUGCAGGAAACUUCCCUUUAGCUCCUCAGUGUGCUGAGACCAUCCAUUCCUGAAAUGGGGCUUUUAUCAUUUGGCAUAAUAACUAUUCUUAUUUUGCUGUAAGUGGCAGCCUCUCGGCUUGGGUAAACAGCCUUACCAGCCGGAGGCGAAAUUUUCCAUAUCAGUGGCUAGUAAAAUCAUCGCUUAUUGAGCACCAGUGUGUAUUCGAGUGGCUACCGUGAACUGGGAAUCCUAAGAACUGAAUCUGCUGUCAAGGUUUAUCAGUCUAAUGUUCAAUACACACGAGUCUGUGCCCUCCCAGGCGGGUUCUAUUGCAGCUGCCUUGAACUAUUUUGUGUUCAGUGAGGAAUCCAUAGAUUGGUUCUUGGGUAGUCUUUCUCCCGAUUUAAGGAAGCACAACUUUAAAGAGAAACUCCCUUUUUCUCCUGAACAUACUCAAGCAGAGGGAUCUCCCAAUACCUCAGGAAGCUAGACCUAUACCUGUGCACUCUUUGAUUUUUGUCACUGCAGCUGCCUUAUCAGAGUGAGUUGAGUGUGGGUUCUUGGUGUUUUGUUUUUAACUUGUCUCUUGAACUCCAUUUUUUUUUCCUCUUCUUCUUCAAUUUUUGCUUCCAAAUAGACAUCUUGGAAACCAUCACUUCCACAUUCCUAAUUCCUUUGGAUAUAAAAAUGCUGCCCUGAAAAGGUUUCAUGUGUACAAGUGACUCUCGUAGCUGCCGGUUCUUUAUCAAGCUCUCAGGAGCCGGUCACUAUUGGGAUGAAGGUUUGCAACUAGCAAUGCAAUUUUUCUAAAUCUGCUGAUGUUUAAAAAGUUCUACAAGUGUGUCCUUGAUCUUUUUUUUUUUAAUUUGUGUGUGUGUGUGUUCUUCUGUGUGUGAUAAACAGAAGUCAUUGCGAAACAGAGUAAUUUUGUUAUCUUUUGAUUCAAUGGAAUUUCUUUGCUUAUAAAAUAAAGAACAAAUUAAGUUCAGAA